Messenger RNA from Colletotrichum higginsianum IMI 349063, 4254 nucleotides. Its product is annotated as Linoleate diol synthase. Bases 1 to 4254 code for a protein of 1417 amino acids. Gene Ontology annotation, molecular function: heme binding; peroxidase activity. The record is from RefSeq and is a predicted model, not a curated record. Lineage: Eukaryota; Fungi; Ascomycota; Sordariomycetes; Glomerellales; Glomerellaceae. The transcript is spliced from 8 exons. Gene Ontology annotation, biological process: response to oxidative stress.
AUGGCGACACGACCAACUGCAGAGACCCCGUCACGGGAGGAUCAGCUCAUGGAGCUGACCCUGCAAUUGAGGAACGAGGAGAAUGCAAAGAAGUAUGCCCAGUUCCACGGCGAUAGUCUGAUCUCUAACAAAACUCCGGACAAGGUCGGACUGCUUGAAGAUCUCACGGCAGCCCUCGCUCCCAGCAACUGGGGUGCUUUGGGUGACAUCGUUGGAAGUUUCCUUUCAGGCAAACCUGUUGAUGAGGCUGGACUUGCCCAGGUUUCUGGUAGCCUAUCGAACGACAGCACUAAUCGUGAACGGCUGAUUAACGACCAAGUGCGUAAAAAGUACGACAAAAUGCUGCAUCCUCCUCUCACGUACUUGGGUGACGCCUUUCAGUACAGAACUGCCGAUGGAUCCUUCAACUCAGCCCUGAACCCGCACCUCGGGCAGGCUGGUGGCCCCUACGCAAAGACGGUACCAUCCAAAACGGCACCGCUCGGCGCGUUGCCUGACCCCGAAGUUUUGUUUGAUCGACUGAUGGCACGCGAAGCCGGGGGCCGCCAGAGUCAGUCCGGACUAUCAUCAAUGCUCUUGUACCACGCCACCAUCAUCAUCCAUGACAUCUUCCGCACCAACGACGAUGACAAGAACAUCUCAGACUCCUCUUCGUAUUUGGACCUCUCGCCUCUCUAUGGCUACAACGAAAGCAUGGUGCGAAAAGUCCGCGACGACAAGUACAAGCUGGGCCUGCUCAAGCCCGACACCUUCGCAGAGGACCGUUUACUUAGGCAGCCUCCUGGGGUGUGUAUCAUGUUAGUCAUGUACAACCGAUAUCACAACUAUGCUGCCAGACAGCUUCUCCGGAUCAACGAGAACGGCCGCUUCAGCCUCCCAAAAAUGUACAGUGGCACACGAUUAGUCGCGCUAAUCAAAGAACACCUCCCCGAUCGGGAUGACCAAGGCGUCAAGAUGCCACUCGACUCAAAGGUGAAUCUGCUCUGCAAUCAGUACGAGGACUUGUGGGGCAAAGUCCGCGCCGCGAGGCCUCCGGAUGCCCCCGAUGCCCCAAAGAAACAGGACUCCGAGACACCGGAGCAGACAGCUGUGCGUGAAGCAGCUGAAAAGAAGAGGAAGGCUGCUCUUGAUCUGAUCACGGCCUUCGAGUCUGAGCUGUUGUACACAAAGUUUGCGGACGUGGAACGCCAGCUAAAGCAGAAGCUGAAAGAGAAGGGCAACAAGCUGGAACGCGAGUCGCCGGCUCUCUUGAAGUCCUUUGAGAAGAAGUGCAAAGACUUCAAGAUGGCUUGGCAGGCUGCGUGGGACAAGCAGGACGACGAUCUCUUCAACACUGCUCGCCUCAUCACGCAGGGCAUGUAUGUCAACAUCAGCAUCCACGACUACCUCCGUACCUUGAUGGGUUUCCACCAGUUCGACACGAACUUUACCCUCGAUCCGAGAAAGGACUUUGACCAGAAGAAGACCACUCGAGGCCUUGGUAACCAGGUCACUGUCGAGUUCAACCUACUCUACCGCUUCCACUGCGCCAUCUCGCUUCGUGACGAGAAGUACACAGAGGACUAUAUGAAGGCCAAACUCGGCAUCGAGCACCCCGAACACCUCUCACUGCCCGAGUUUCUCAAAGUGAUGUCUUAUGAGAAACAGAAAGGCACCAAGCCCGUGGAGCCGUGGCAAGUCACCUUCGGCAUCCCAGACGUUCCUGCCCCUAAAACAACUCCCGGUUCGAAAGACGGGCACAGCACGGAACGGAGCAGGAAUAACUCAGACAGUGGCAUCUCCUUGGGCAGCACCGGCGUAGACGUCGACAUCACCAAGGCCAAGGCCCCGGCCGUCGCCACUCCCUCUGUCGCGAACUCCAAGCACUUUGAACGCAACGAGAUCACAAACCUCUUUGAUGACGAGCAGAUGCUCAAUGAGCUGACUGCGGCCAUGGACGAGCCUCUAUCUAACUUUGGCCCGCGAAACGUGCCCAAGUGUCUCAAGCCCGUCGAGAUGAUGGGCAUCAUGCAGGCUCGCAAGUGGGAGGUCGGAACACUGAACGAUUUCCGUAGCUUUUUCGAGCUGCCAGUCCACACCACGUUCGAGAGCGUCUCGGCAAACCCGGACAUCCAGAAUGCCCUACGCGACCUCUAUGAGUCGCCCGAUAAGAUUGAACUGUACCCAGGCAUCUUCUGCGAGGGCGACGCCAAGAUGAGUCUGGACCCAGGGCCAGCAGAGUCAUCCCCCGCGCUGUGGGCAGCCAUCUUCUCUGACGCCAUCACGUUAGUGAGGUCUGAUCGAUUCUAUACCGUCGACUGGAACACCCAAAGUCUGACGGCCUGGGGGAUGAAAGAAGUCACACCCGACAACGAUGUGUGUAAGAGCUCCGUCUUCCACCGGCUCACACAGCGCGCCUUUCCAGGGUGGCUGCCUCGUGACAGUCUGAGGUGGUUUAACCCAUUUUAUACGGCCAAGCAGAACGCCAUCUACGCCGAGCAGCAAGGUUAUGCCAGUCAAUUCAAGGACACGGCCAAAAUCGAGCUCAUGCCAUACUUCGACCGCGCAAAGGCUGCUGCGCGCAUUGUCGCAUGCCCGCCAGAGAAACCCCAGAAGCCAUGCUACUUGGACAACUUUGAAGACAUCAAGGUAGUUCUCAAAGACCAGAGUGAUCACUUCACCAAUCCGGUGUUCAGCUACAAGUCGAACUUGCCUCGUGCGCUCAGAGAAGUGCUUGAUCGGGAGACAGCGAGGCCAAUCAAGUUUGACCCAAAUAUUCUGAAGAAGCAUGUCAAGAGUGUUGAGAAGGAACUCAAGACAUACCUCUCGGAGCUGAUGACAUCUAUCAUCAAGCGCGAAUCGGUCUCCAUCACCAAGGCCGAGUUUCAAAUCGACGCAACCAGAGACUUCGCUAUUCCCGUUGUGACCCGCUAUAUGGCGGCAUUUCUCGGCUUUAGCCACAAACUGCGCGAGGUUCCCGCUACUUGUACCGUCUCAGACAAGCGCACGCAGACCGCCGCACACCCCGGAACAUACACCGAAAACGAGAUCUACCAGCACAUCACCAACUGCCAAGUCUUCCUAGCCUACAACACCGACGAGACGAAGUGGAUGGCGCGCCGCACGGCGUUUCAGAAGUCGGUGGAAAAAUUGAUCGAACUUGCUAGACAGGGCACGAUCUGGGAGGCCAAGCAGCUUUUUGGCUUGUCCAAUAUGCUGAUUGGCAAGGAGGAGACGAACCCGAUGCACCAGAUGGGUGUGUUUGUGGCAAAGCAGGUACUCAAGCAUGAGCCGGAUCAGACCAGAGCUGCGGCGAUCUUGCUCUUGAUCUCGUUGGACUUUACAUACAAUGCUGUCGUUUCAUUCACUGCUACGCUUGACGGCUUCAUGGAAGACCUCUACCAAGUUGCCAACGGCGACAACAUGGAAGCCGAACCGAAAUGGCUCGCCCUCCAGCGUGCCGCACUGGUCGACGAGGACAACGUUGUUGAAAAGAUGGUGCUGGACAUGGCACGCGCCAAGGUGAACUUGCCCAUCGUGCGCAAGGUGCUCAAAAAGGGGCAAUUCAAAUUCGUCGGCGUGCCGUACAAGGGCAAGUCCACAACGCUCAAGGAGGGACAGCAUGUUGUACUGGAUCUGGCUCCUGCCACCGCCAGCGCCGUGGAAGCGCAAGACACCGGCAGACUCAAAUUCCUGACCCUUCAGCUCUCGAUUGCCGACAAGUACGCCGUCUUCAGCCCGCGCGACUUCAUCCCGCUCAGCCAAGCGCAGAUGAUCAAGUUCAUCGCCCUGACGCGCAACACGCGCCGUGGUCCCGCGGCCCAGGGCGAACUCAAGCGCGUGCACCUCGAGGCCACCGCGGAAGGCUACGCGAAUUACAUGGCGCCCGAACGCGUAGAGUGGAUCAAGGAACAAGUUGACAAGUUGGAGGACCAGAAGGAGGCGUCCAGGAUCUUCAACGACAAGAUCUUCGUGGCCGGAUUUGACACGUUCUUGACCCCUUCGUGGGACGAGUACGUCCCCUUCCCGAUGACGUGGAAGAUCCGCUUCGACGGGUUCGGGAAGAGCGACUACAUCGACCAGGAGUGUAAGAAUGUGAAGUAUGGCCAGGUCCGCACGGUCGGCAAAGGCUUGCCAGACUUCUGUCCGCCUUGGUAUCAGCCCAAGGGCCCCAGCUCGACUGGUGGCACUUUUGCCAUGGUCGAGUUGCCGCAAGCGGUUGUGGUUGUAGUGGCGGCAAGGCUGGGCGUAAAGAGAGGGCUCCGAAGCCGAUAG